AGAGAGACAGAGCGAGAGAGAGAGAGAGAGCUCAGCCACGUUUGGAUCAUACAAUACGUGAGCCCGACUAAGCCGCCACGAUCAUGAAUUAACACAUUUUAUCUAUUCUUCUCCUCUUCCUUCACAAACUAGCUCUCUGAUCCAGUUCAGUCGCUUCAUCGCCGACCGACAUGCUCCAUGAACACCACUUCUCGUCCUCGCCGGAACCCCCUGGCUCCCCCUGCUCCUCAGAAUCCUCCAUCCAGAACUUCAUCCCCAAGCUCCCACCCUCUCCCGGCGAUUACUUCGUCCAAGUCCAGAAAGACCGCAUCUUCCGCGUCCCCCCGCCGCAAAACUCCCGGCGCAUGGCCAUCUACACCCGCCGCGCCUCCUCCCGCCGUCGCCGCACCUGCCUCCGCUGCCUAGCCUGGACCGCCGCCCCCAUCCUCCUCCUCGCCGCCGCCCUCGCCGUCCUCUACCUCCUCUUCCUCCCCCAAAAACCCGUCUACUCGAUCACCGCCCUUUCCAUCGCCGGCUUCAACGCUUCCUCCUCCUCCCUCUCCCCUACCUUCCUCGCCACCGUUCACGCCGAGAACCCCAACCAAAAGAUCGGCCUCAGCUACCUCAACGGCGGCGACGUCUCGGUGUCCUUCGCGGGAGUCAGCCUCUGCCGCGGCGAUUGGCCGGCCUUCUUCCAGGGGCGGCGCAACUUGACGUUGUUCCAGGUGCCGAUGACGGGGGCGGGCAUACGCUUGUCGUCGGCGAUGCGUCAGCAGUUGGAAGCGGCGCAGCGACGGCGUGAAGUCGCGUUGCUGAUCGGCAUUAAAGUUCCGCUCCGUCUGAAGUUUGGGGCCGUUACGAGCUGGACUAUGACCGUUAACGCCCGUUGCCACGUCACCGUCGACACGUUGACGGCCGAAUCCAACAUCGUAACGGAGUCUUGCCAAGUUAAAAAUGUAAUUUAACGGAAAUGCCAAGCCAUCUUCUUUCUGAUUUGCGAUUAAAAUACAAGAGACCGUUUUGUCUUCGUGUAGUUUUUAAUGUCUUUAUUUUUCCAAUUUGUAAAUUAAUAAAUGUUUUAAAGUUGCAAAGCGUACUAAUAUUUUUUU
This is a messenger RNA of Zingiber officinale, 1088 nucleotides long. Its product is annotated as NDR1/HIN1-like protein 13. Gene Ontology annotation, cellular component: plasma membrane. The record is from RefSeq and is a predicted model, not a curated record. NCBI's taxonomy places the organism in Eukaryota, Viridiplantae, Streptophyta, Magnoliopsida, Zingiberales, Zingiberaceae. The transcript has a single exon. Bases 171 to 944 code for a protein of 257 amino acids.